This is a messenger RNA of Monodelphis domestica (gray short-tailed opossum), 1143 nucleotides long. RefSeq names its product transmembrane protein 176A-like. Gene Ontology annotation, cellular component: membrane. The record is from RefSeq and is a predicted model, not a curated record. Lineage: Eukaryota; Metazoa; Chordata; Mammalia; Didelphimorphia; Didelphidae.
CCCUCUGGAGUAUUUGCUUGGCAGGGAAGGUGCUUCUAGCCAGUCUAUUCUAGGAGGAAGAGGACAGCAAAGUAGGUAGAAGGGACAGGUUCUUCCUCAGAUCCCGUACCGAAGUCUCCCUUUCCUGUCCCCUCCUUUAAACCAAUGAUCUGGAAAUUUAAAGGACAUUUCAGUCUGAAAGAUGAUUCCCAAGGAGUUGAAGGUGAAUGGAGUUAAGAUAGAGGGGUUGGAGGUAGGCAGUGCCUCCCAGGCAGCUGAAAUCAAUAUCCACAUUCACCAGGAGUCUGCUCUGCCCCAUGUCUUCAAGGCUGGGAAGUCUCUGUUACAAUUUUUUGCUGAAUCCCCUGGCAUUCUGGGGUCAAGCACAACAAGUCGGCUUCAGUUGGCAACCUGGACUACACAGAUAAUAUUGGGAGUCAUAAGUGGGGCCCUAGGUGUCUUCAUCAUCAUGGGACCCUACACUGACAUGUUUUUUUCCGGAGCUUCUUUCUGGACUGGAGCUGUGGCUACCAUAGCUGGAGUUGUUGCUUUCAUUCGAGAGAAGAGGAGAAGUUCCUGGUGGAGCUUCCUGAAAGUCCUGUUCCUUCUGGCUACUAUUUCCACUUCCAUUGCUGCCAUUGUCAUCGGGGCUCGUGAUCUAGGUCGAAACCCAUUCUAUAACAUAGAUGAUAUUUGUAGAAAUAAUCAAGGCUACCCUACUGCAAGUCCUGAUGACUUCUGGAACCAAGAGGACUGCUUUAACCAUAUGUUCAUGUUACGGAACCUGUUUGAGGGAAUUCGGACCAUGCUGUUCGCAGUCUGGAUCAUCCUGCUGAUGGUAACACUGAUCUCCAUAGGGUUCCCCUUCAUCCAGUCAUGCUUCUGCCACAAGAGCAACUUACCACCUGAGCAGGAUAAAGAUAAGAAGAAACUACUUGCUGGAGAGCCGACAGUGUCCUGUGAGGCUUGACGAGAUCAGCCCGGCUCUCGGCUUCUGAAAUGACCUUACAUACACACACACCCUGAUGUCACUGCUCAACCUUUAGUCCCGCACCCGAAGAGAAUAAAGCUUAUCCUGCCGCUUCUCACAACCCACAAGAUCUGGGAAUGCCCUGUUCAUCCUCCCUACUUUGGGGAAAAUCUGAUAAUAAAAUUACAGCUGCA